This is a messenger RNA of Triticum dicoccoides, 3466 nucleotides long. Its product is annotated as probable pectinesterase/pectinesterase inhibitor 58. Gene Ontology annotation, biological process: cell wall modification. The record is from RefSeq and is a predicted model, not a curated record. The transcript is spliced from 3 exons. The coding region runs from base 74 to 3127 and encodes 1017 amino acids. Lineage: Eukaryota; Viridiplantae; Streptophyta; Magnoliopsida; Poales; Poaceae. Gene Ontology annotation, molecular function: enzyme inhibitor activity; pectinesterase activity.
UACGUUUCCCGUGCGGCGAGGAGCCCCGGCCGGCUCCGGCAUCGAAACCAGCAGGUAGUAAGGCUCGCGCACAAUGACUAACAAGGCCGCCACCGCCAGCAUCAUCGCCGCCGUGGGCGUUGUGGCCGUCAUCGGCACGAUCGCCGCGGUCACCACGUCCAAGAAGGCCAGCGACGAUGGUGGCAACAUGUCCACCAGCAUCAAGCUCUCCCAGCUCUGCUCUUCCACGCUGUACCCGGCCAAGUGCGAGAACAGCCUCACCCCCGUCGUCAACGAGUCUUCCAACCCGGAGGAGGUCCUCCGCGCCGCGCUCCAGGUGGCCAUGAACGAGGUCGGCGCCGCCUUCGCCAAAUACAGCGACGUCGGCAAGGGCGCCACCGACAAGAUCACCUUGAGCGCCAUCGGCGAGUGCAAGAAGCUGCUCGACGACGCCAUCGUGGACCUCAAAGACAUGGCCGGCCUCAGGGCCGACCAGGUCGUCGUCCAGGUCAACGACCUCAGGGUCUGGAUCUCCGGCGUCAUGACCUAUAUCUACACCUGCGCCGAUGGCUUCGACAAGCCGGAGCUCAAGAAGGCCAUGGACAAGCUGCUGACGAACUCCACCGAGCUCAGCAGCAACGCCCUGGCUAUCAUCACCCGCGUCGGCCAGUUCCUGCAUCAAGGGCAGGACGCCAAGAGUGGCUCCACUGUCGGAGGGAGCCGCCGACUUCUCGGGUGGUACAUGGGUGACGCGCACGACGUGGAAAGCAGGCGCCAGCUUCUAGCUAUCAAUGGCAGGCUGGAUGAGAUCGCAGUCGUGAGAGACGCGAGCCGGCGCCUCCUGUCAGAGACGAUGGACGAGAUCACUGAGAUGUCCCACGACGGAGACCGCCACCUGUCGGAGACGAUGGACCAGAUCGAUGAGAUGUCCCACGACGGAGACCGCCACCUGUCGGAGACGAUGGACCAGAUCGACGAGAUGUCCCAUGACGGAGACCGCCAACUGUCGGAGACGAUGGACCAGAUCGAUGAGAUGUCCCACGACGGAGAUCGCCACCUCUCGGAGACGAUGGACCAGAUCGAUGAGAUGUCCCACAACGGAGACCGCCACCUCCAAGACGUGAGUACGUCCAACCCCACCGGAAACGUGAGCACGUCCAACCUCACCGGAAAAGCGAACACGUCCCAGGUCAUGUCGUUCGGCGAUGGCUCGUCGGCCUCGAUGUUCUUCGGGGUCUCCAACCUGACUAAGGAGGCCGACUUCGUCCGGCGCCGGCUGCUGAGCAUGACGUACGACGGCUCAUCUGAGAACGAGGUUAAACAAUACGGUGAAGGCAACAAGCGAAGGCUCCUCAACGACCCCUUGUCGGAGGACGAGGUUAAACAAUACGGUGAGGGCAACAAGCGAAGGCUCCUCAACAACCCCUCGUCGGAAGACGAGGUUAAACAAUACGGUGAGGGCAACAAGCGAAGGCUCCUCAAUGAUGCCUCGUCGGGGGACGAGGUUAAGCAAUACGGUGAAGGCAACAAGCGAAGGCUUCUCAACGAUGCCUCGUCGGAGGACGAGGUUAAACAAUACGGCGAAAGCAACAAGCGAAGGCUCCUCAACGACGUCUCGUCGGGGGACGAGGUUAAACAAUACGGCGAAGGCAACAAGCGAAGGCUCCUCAACGACGCCUCGUCGGGGGAUGAGGUUAAUCAAUACGGCGAAGGCAACAAGCAAAGGCUCCUCAACGACGCCUCGUCGGGGGACGAGGUUAAACAAUAUGGCGAAGGCAACAAGCGAAGGCUCCUCAACGACGCCUCAUCGGAUAAUGAGGUUAAACAAUAUGGCGAAGGCAACAGGCGAAAGCUCCUAUCCACUCAGAUGCAGAGCAUUGCCGACAUGUCAGCGCAGAUGAACCGCCGCCUCCUCGCGACGGAGCUCCCCGAGGACCUCGCCGGCAAGCGUCAGCUCCUGUCCAACAAGCUCGUCAUGAUCUACGAAGUCGCCAAGGAGGCCAACUGCGAGCUCGAGGCGAUCGGCAACGGCAGGAUCCCCGAGGAGGAGGAGGAUCAGAGGGUGCUGGCGACGGAGGUUGUCGGCACGAUCGAAGACCUGCCCAACAACCACCGCCGCAAGCUGCUGUCCGCCGGCGUCUUCCCGGAGUGGGUGUCGUCCCACACCCGGAGGCUCCUCCGGAUUCCCGGCGGGCUGCAGAAGCCCAACGCGGUGGUGGCCGCGGACGGGAGCGGCAACUUCAAGACCAUCACGGAGGCCCUCAACUCCGUGCCCAAGAAGUCCACCGCACGCUUCGUCAUCUACGUCAAGGCCGGCGAGUACAAGGAGUACGUCACGGUCAACAAGGACCUGGCCAACGUCUUCAUGUACGGCGACGGGCCCACCAAGACCCGGGUCAUCGGCGAUAAGAGCAACAAGGGAGGCUUCGCCACCAUUGCCACCCGCACCUUCUCGGCGGAGGGGAACGGGUUCAUCUGCAAGUCGAUGGGAUUCGUGAACACGGCGGGGCCGGACGGGCACCAGGCAGUGGCGCUGCACGUGCAGGGCGACAUGUCGGUGUUCUUCAACUGCAGGUUCGAGGGGUACCAGGACACCCUGUACGUGCACGCCAACCGGCAGUUCUUCCGCAACUGUGAGGUGCUGGGCACCAUCGACUUCAUCUUCGGCAACUCGGCGGCGGUGUUCCAGAACUGCCUCAUGACGGUGCGGAAGCCCAUGGAAAGCCAGGGCAACAUGGUGACCGCGCACGGGCGCACUGACCCCAACAUGCCCACCGGCAUCGUGCUCCAGGGGUGCAAGAUCGUGCCAGAGGACGCGCUGUUCCCCGUCAGGCAGACGGUCCCCAGCUACCUCGGACGGCCGUGGAAGGAAUACUCGAGGACGGUGGUCAUGGAGAGCACCAUCGGCGACCUCAUCAAGCCCGAGGGGUGGUCGGAGUGGAUGGGUGACUUCGGGCUCAAGACGCUCUACUACGCCGAGUACGCCAACACCGGGCCCGGCGCCGGGACAAGCAAGAGGGUGACCUGGCCGGGGUACCGUGUCAUCGGACAGGCCGAGGCCACGCAGUUCACCGCCGGCGUGUUCAUCGACGGCAUGAGCUGGCUCAAGAACACCGGCACGCCUAACGUCAUGGGCUUCAUCAAAUGAUCGAGCCAGUUUGCCGGCCAUUUGACUCCGGCCGGCCGCGUGCAUGCAUGCAUGCAUGCAUGCGCUCGUCCGGUGGAUGCUUGACGAGACACGUGGAAUUUUAGGAAGAAAUUAAGGAAGGAGACAUUCUUUAUUUGUACAGAAGUACAAAAGCAGUUCAAGCAAAAGAAUUUCUCUGUGUAAUGUAAUUGAUUAGAACAUUCCAACAUGGCUUGAUGUAUGUUUUUUUUGUCCAGACUUAUACUGUCUAACGAACUUGAAGGGAAAUAGCAUUGGAUAUAAACAUGAGCUUAUUUGAUAGGAGUUACAUGUUCUUCUUCUUUUUUGCAAGAUAUGUUC